CCGGCGGGCCACACCGGCCCGGCGCCUCGGAGGCAGCGCGCGGGCCGCCAUGGGCAUCCAGGGCAUGGAGCUGUGCGCCAUGGCUGUGGUGGUGCUGCUGUUCAUCGCCGUGCUCAAGCAGUUCGGCAUCCUGGAGCCCAUUUCCAUGGAAGAUAGCAGCGACAGUGAGCUGGAGCUGUCCAUGGUGCGCCACCAGCCAGAGGGGCUGGAGCAGCUGCAGGCACAGACCAAGUUCACCAAGAUGGAGCUGCAGUCCCUCUAUAGGGGCUUCAAGAAUGAGUGUCCCUCGGGCCUGGUGGAUGAAGACACCUUCAAACUCAUUUACGCACAGUUCUUCCCUCAGGGAGAUGCCACCACCUACGCGCACUUCCUCUUCAAUGCCUUCGACGCUGACGGGAACGGGGCCAUCUGCUUCGAGGACUUUGUGGUUGGCCUCUCCAUCCUCCUGCGAGGCACAGUCCAGGAGAAGCUCAAGUGGGCCUUCAACCUCUACGACAUUAACAAGGAUGGCUACAUCACCAAAGAGGAGAUGCUGGCCAUCAUGAAGUCCAUCUAUGACAUGAUGGGCCGGCACACCUACCCCCUCCUGCGGGAGGACGCGCCCCUGGAGCACGUGGAGAGGUUCUUCCAGAAAAUGGACCGGAAUCAGGACGGGGUAGUGACCAUUGAUGAGUUCCUGGAGACCUGUCAGAAGGACGAGAACAUCAUGAGCUCCAUGCAGCUGUUCGAGAACGUCAUCUAG
Molecule: messenger RNA, 742 nt
Organism: Eptesicus fuscus (big brown bat)
Lineage: Eukaryota; Metazoa; Chordata; Mammalia; Chiroptera; Vespertilionidae
Gene: KCNIP3
Product: potassium voltage-gated channel interacting protein 3
Exons: 8
Coding region: 50-742 (230 amino acids)
Biological process (GO): negative regulation of transcription by RNA polymerase II; regulation of potassium ion transmembrane transport
Cellular component (GO): voltage-gated potassium channel complex; nucleus
Molecular function (GO): RNA polymerase II cis-regulatory region sequence-specific DNA binding; potassium channel regulator activity; DNA-binding transcription repressor activity, RNA polymerase II-specific
Source: RefSeq, a predicted model, not a curated record